CCCAACAGAUGUAGAAAAAUGAAUUUCGCGAAUGUUUAUUUCAUGGAUUUCAUGCGCAAAGACUAGUGAUUUGUUAUGCAAGUGUAAAGUCAAUAUUUAGAUAUCAACUUGCCGGUAAUCAAUGCGAGAGAAAGCGUUUCAAAUGCUGGUUCUCCGAUCUAUUAGAAAUUUCCUGGUUUAGUGAUCGUAUCGUGAUAUCAAGAUUGCGUGAUGGCGAUUGAAAAAAAAUCACAUUCGGCAUUUGUGAAAUCUUAUUUAAUAAUCUACAAUGCCGUGCAAUUUAUUGGAUGGUUCUAUAUAUACAUACAAUUCGUCGGUCACUUCUUAGCCGGCCAACCAUCGAAUAGCCUGUGGGACAAAGUUGGUUCAGUUACGUACUUUUUUCAACUGCUUACAAUUCUUGAGUUUUUCCACGCCGUGCUUCGCAUCGUUCCAAGCAAUCCGCUAAUAACUCUACUGCAAGUUUUUGGUCGCUGUCUGGUCGUAGUUGGAGCAAUCGAUGCAACUCCGACCGGCAAAAUCUCCCCCGGCCUCCCGAUAGCUCUGUUUUGCUGGAGUCUAGCCGAAACUGUUCGCUACAGCUACUACGUGAUGCAUUUGGUAUUGCCCAAAGUCCCCCACUUCGCGACAUGGCUCCGCUAUACCAUCUUCAUUCCGCUCUAUCCGGCUGGGUUUUUUGGCGAGUUGUUGUGCUUUUACUGGGCCCAGAGCUACAUUCUAGAGACGGACAUGUGGAGCAUUUCGAUGCCGAACCGAGCCAACUUUAGCUUUUCUUUCUACUACUUCGUGUGGAUGAUGGCCAUCGGAUAUCUACCAGUGUUUCCCCAGAUGUAUCUGCAUAUGUUGGCUCAACGCAAGAAAACGUUGGCUGGAGCCGAAAAACAGAAAACUAAAUGACUGUCAUUUACCACGAAUCAUUUGGUUUGAAUUCACGGUACGGACGGUUAGUCCAAUGAACCAACCGAUAAGAAAAAUGGCACGAUGCAUCUAAGUUGCGUCAAAAAUUAUUUUUGAUACAUAAAUUAAUCCUGUUAUGAUA
Messenger RNA from Toxorhynchites rutilus septentrionalis, 1039 nucleotides. Its product is annotated as very-long-chain (3R)-3-hydroxyacyl-CoA dehydratase hpo-8-like. NCBI's taxonomy places the organism in Eukaryota, Metazoa, Arthropoda, Insecta, Diptera, Culicidae. Gene Ontology annotation, cellular component: endoplasmic reticulum membrane. The coding region runs from base 211 to 897 and encodes 228 amino acids. The transcript is spliced from 3 exons. Gene Ontology annotation, biological process: fatty acid elongation; sphingolipid biosynthetic process; very long-chain fatty acid biosynthetic process. The record is from RefSeq and is a predicted model, not a curated record. Gene Ontology annotation, molecular function: 3-hydroxyacyl-CoA dehydratase activity.